Messenger RNA from Acanthamoeba castellanii str. Neff, 2490 nucleotides. RefSeq lists its product as uncharacterized. The coding region runs from base 1 to 2490 and encodes 829 amino acids. The transcript has 14 exons. The record is from RefSeq and is a predicted model, not a curated record. Lineage: Eukaryota; Discosea; Longamoebia; Acanthamoebidae.
AUGAGGCACUGCGGGCCACUCUUCCUUCUUGGGCUGGUGGUGGUUGCCACUCUUCUCGGGUUGACCCAAGCUUCGACUAAUGUGACUCUCGAAUUCGGCAAAUCGGUCGACCCUGCCGUCCAGACCCGCGUAUCAGCCCUCCUCCGCCCCUUCCUCGCCUCCUCUGGUGGGCGGGUGGUGGGCGGACCUGUGCGCGGGCUGGCGCUGUCGCUCGGGGACACGGCCACGACGCGCGCCCUGAUCCCGGCGGCCGAGCUGGCGGCUCUCGGGUCGGAGGGCUUCGUCGUGCGGGCUCGCCUCAACAACGCCACCGGCGUACUCGUGGUCGCUGCCGACGGCAACCCCAUGCUCUACCCCACCAUCAACCCCAGCGCCAACAUCGGCGCACACUUUGCGGCGUACGAGGUGCUGCAGAGGCUCGGGUUCGGGUUCCUCCACCCGCUGCAGCCGCUCGUGCCCGACCAGCUCGACCUCUCCUUCGCCAACGCCGACGGCGGCCGCUUCGACCUCUCCACGGCGCCGCACUUUGCCAUCCGCGGCGUGCACCACCACACCGAGCACCCGCUCGAGCUCAUGGAAUUCCUCAACGGCUUCGACAUCACCUACCCCGUCACGCUGACGCCGCCGCGGCCGCCGAUGUCGAUGUCGCGUCAUGCUGACGUCACGCCGACGAUGAAGGGCGAGACGUGGGAGUCGAUGGUGGGCGACUGGGAGCGGGCGCUGGAGUGGACCGUGGCCAACCGGCAGAACCGGUGGGAGUGGGUGCUGCUGUGGGCCAAGGACUGGAACGACUUUGCGUGGAGCGAGCUCCGCCGCACGCGCCUCGCCCGCAUUGCCGACAUCGCCCACGCCUGGGGCGUCGUCGUCGGCGCCGAUUGUGGAAUUGCGAUUACGCAGCAGCACGGGUGGCCGCUGAUCGAGAACGUGACGAACGAGGCGGACGAGCAGCGCCAGAUCGAGCGGCACCUGGACUGGCUGCUGCGGCCGGCGAGCGACGGCGGCUGCGGCUACGAUUUCCUGUCGACCGAGAGCGGCUUCUCCGAGUUCAACCACCCGGACUGCACUCAGAUGCUGCGGUGGAUGAACAUGACCACUGCUUACACCACCAAGCUCGGCAAGGAGGCGUUCAUCAAGUGUCAUUGCUCGACGGGCCAGGUGUGCGCCGACUACAAGGACCCGCUGACGGGGCAGCCCAUCAACUUCAAUCUGCUGCCCCACUUUGCCUCACCCGACCUCGGCAUCUACCCGCACACUGUCCAGUACUACAACUGGACGGAGCCGGCGCCGACGUACGGCAAUCAAAAUUUUUCGUACAUGCUCGACUUCCUCAAGUUCGAGGCCGACCGACGUAAGACCAUCUACCACGGCGAGACCGCCUAUUGGGUGAACUACGACAUUGACGUGCCGCUGUUCCUGCCGAUCUACGCCCACGGCCGCCUGUCCGACCUGCGGGCCAUCGCCGCCACCAAGACCCUCGGCCAGAUAAACUUCAACAGCGGCUGGGAGUGGGGCUAUUGGCUGAGCGACGUGGUGACGGCGCGGGCGUCGUGGGACCCGCGCACGGGCGAGCCGUCGGAGGCGCGGGCCAUGGCCGCCAUCCUGCGCGAGCACGUCUUUGGCGCCACCUUCGGCCCGGCGCGCGAGCAGCUCGUGCAGCUGGUGCUCGACACCAUCGACCUCCAGCGCGACCUCCUCCUCUACGGCAAGAUCGACGGCAAGCUGCCCUCCACCGUGGUGAAGCGUAAUGGCCAGGCCUAUCUGGAGGGCUGGGACACGUGGUCCGAGCUGGGCGCCCUCGUCAGCCCGUCCGCCUCCACCCAGCCCAACAAGCUCGGCAUCGUCGAAGUCCGGGACUGGCUUGGCACGAGCCCCCAGUACUGGACCGAGGUGGAGCCGCUGCUCGACGCGAUGGAGGCCAACUUCUCGGCGCUCGCCACGCGCUUCGCCGCCCUGCUCCCGCUCGUGCCCAAGGCCGCCCUGCCCUUCUAUCGCGAGCUUGUCGACAGCGCCAACAUCACCGCCCUCCGCGCCAAGCUGGUGCAUCGGCUGUACAACUUUGCGGCGAGCUACUGGAAGGAGUCCAAGCCGUACCGCGAGCUCCAGAUGGCCGAGGCCAAGGCCGCCCUCGCCAGCGCCGCCGAAGUCGUCGCCGCCCGCGAAGCCCACUACCGGGUGCCGCUGGAGCGGAUCGCCGGGUGGCGCCAGAACCCGACGGUCUACACCUACGGCUACCUGUGGACCGUCCACUCGCUGUUCUACUGGUGGCGCGACCUGGGCAAGAGCCUCGACGACAUGUCGUGGGAGGCCUACUUCUCGCCGUGCUACCUCAACGUGAUCGACCCCAUCAACACGGCGUUCGGGGAGGGCAUCACACUCAACGUCACCCACGAACUCUACCAGGUCUUCGAGCGCUUCAAGUGGCUGCACUUCAUCGGCGACUGCCUGUCGGCGCCAGCCAAGGAGCCCAACUACCCCGCCGACCUCUUCUAA